Molecule: messenger RNA, 873 nt
Organism: Phytophthora nicotianae INRA-310
Lineage: Eukaryota; Oomycota; Peronosporomycetes; Peronosporales; Peronosporaceae
Exons: 1
Coding region: 1-873 (290 amino acids)
Molecular function (GO): nucleic acid binding
Source: RefSeq, a predicted model, not a curated record
AUGUAUUGGUUAAAAACGAAGAGCACAACAAGACGGUUCGAACCGCGGUCCUCCCGCGAUAUUGAAAAAUGGUUUUAUCUGAAGAAGGAGAACCAGCGAUUCUAUCUGGGAACGCACGAGGAACCUCCCCAUCUUACUGUCAAAAACAAAAACUACAUCGUCAAGGUCAUGUUCCUAGUUGCUGUUGCGCGCCCGCGGUGGGACAGUAAGCGCCACCGGAUUUGGGACGGCAAGAUUGGUUUAUGGCCAUUCGUUGUGUACGAGCCGGCCGAACGAUCAAGUAAAAACCGACCGGCCGGCACACUGGAGCUAAAGACCUACAAUGUCGACAAGGACGUGUACCGCCACGCAUUGUGCCGGAUGGUCAUACCGAGCGUCAAAGUGGUUUGGCCAUCGGGCAAGCGCGUGUUUCUUCAGCAUGACAAUGCUAAGCCACACGUGGCUGCGGACGAUCCCGAAGUGGUUGCUGCUUGUAGUGAUGGUGGGUGGGAUAUGAGCAUUAAACCACAACCAGCCAAUUCUCCUGAUUUCAACGUCAACGACCUCGGGUUCUUCGCGUCAAUCCAAUCGCUACAGCACAAGAAGAAGGCAAGAACAAUUGAAGACCUGGUCAACAACGUCGAGGAAGCCUAUAACCAGCUUGAGUAUAGCACUAUUGACAAAGUGUUUGUCACGCUACAGUCUGUGCUACAGGCGUCCAUGAACGUCGAUGGCUGUAAUAAGUAUCAGCUUCCGCAUCUAUCAAAAGAGCAGUUGCGCAUGAACAACGGUCUCCUUCCACUUUCAUUGACCUGCAACGACAAUAUUUACGACAAGGCUACGAUACUUUUAAGUUCGAUUGAACAGGAUAAAGUAGAUAAUGUCCGAACUUAA